Rangifer tarandus platyrhynchus (Svalbard reindeer) is the source of this 315-nucleotide messenger RNA. The record is from the annotation of a GenBank genome assembly. NCBI's taxonomy places the organism in Eukaryota, Metazoa, Chordata, Mammalia, Artiodactyla, Cervidae.
AUGAGCAGGACUUGGUUCUGGGCAGCCGAUGCUCAUCCCCCGCCCCUCCGCUCCUACCCUGUGUUGUCUGUCCAUGUUGCAUACACCGAUGGCAAUAACUUCUUCCAGCUCCUCGGGCAAGUGGGAGAGGCCUGCAGCCGGCCCUGCGAGGGAGCUUUUCUCUCUCUCUCUCUCUCUCUCUCUCUCUCUCUUGCUUGCUCUAGCUCUCGCUCUCCUCCUGUUUCAGCCGCAGGGAGCCUGUCCCCAUUCCUCUCACCCCUCACAGCUGCAGUUCUCAACCCAUGCCUCCCUCCGUGGAUGAGGUCUUGCCUUUGA